AUGCCAAUGAGUUUAGGACCGUAUUUCCUUGAAUUGAUUGGACAUAAUUAUAGUGCUCUAAAUGUUCAUUACUGUGAAAGAAACGCUAAUGAUGACAAUAAUACUGACAAUAAUAACAGUAAUGUAACAAAUGAAACACAAGAGAUGAUUGUUGUUGAAAGUAGUGAAUAUGAAGAAAGUGAAACAUUAUCAUCUACCACAUCAACUGUAUCCUCAACAAAGGCUACAAUGUCUUCUGAAGACAACAAGAAUCUUUUAGAAUCUCAAUGGCCUAAAGGUGAUUACUGUGUUAUAUCUACAGCGAAAAAUUAUCAAUGUCCACCAGGUCUUCAUAGACAUGCUAGAGCAUUCUCAGAACUUUGUUGUCGAACGGAUAAUAUUAAAAAUCCAAAACCUGUAAAAUGGCCGUUUAUUGAAGAUUUCUUUUUAUUUGGUGGUGAAAAGUGUCUACCAAUAGAAAACACCCAUGUAGAACGAUAUUUGGUACGUCUAGCAUCUGUUUCAGAGUCAAAACACGAAGCUCAAUGGGAUGUACUUUGCCACUAUCUGCCUAUAUCUUGGAUGAAUGAUACCCUUGAAUGGCCUGAAGGUGAAUAUAUGCUACCUAUAGGAAGACGAUCUGGCCUGCGUACAGCAUAUGCAACAAAGGUUUAUCCAAACUUUGAAGAAUAUAUGUCAAUGUCCACGACGACGACAACGACAACAACAACAGAAACAACAGGAUCUGGUGAAAUGAAAGCAUCUACUUCUAUCACAAAUCUCCGUGACAGUAGUACUAGUCCCAAUGGUGGCAAAUACCAGUGUCCUGAGUCAUUUGAACGUAAACGAUUUAUAUUUUCAAGUAGUGAAGUAGAAAAUCAAAUAAUGGCAGAUCCAGAUACAAAUACAACAAAAGCAUUUAUUAUUACCGCUCAGGUUACUAUGGAAUUCUGUGUACAUAUUGAUAAACAAGAUAGUAAAACAAAGAAAAAUAAAAUUUGGCCUGCUGGUGAUUAUUGCAUAUUUACAAUGAAUAAAAAUUGUCCAGCUGAAAUGCAGGCUACUAAAGAGAUCCCUUUGAAAAUUCCACGCUUUUUCUUGAAAAGUAUACAUAAUGUAACAGCCAGUGGUGAAAUUCUUGUCAAUAGUCAUUGGCAUGAAGAUGCUGAAAAUCAUAUUGUCUACUUUAUGCAAUGCUGUCGAGAGGAUAAACAACUUUUACUACGUUUACCAUUAUCUACUGAUGGCUUCUAUUUAGCCACUAGUUCUGGUCUGUGUUCAAGUGUACCAGGCACUGUGCUGGACCGAGAGAAAAUCACAACUUAUCUAACAUAUCCAUUACACAGUAAUAGUAAUGGUAAUAAUAAUCAUAAUAAUAAUAAUAACAAAGGGAAGUCAACAAUGUUCACUGAGAAAGACAUGCUGUUAUAUCGUGAGGCAAUAGCACAACGUGAAGGUCUUCUAUACUUAUGUUAUUAUCAUCCAGCUAAAGGAAUUGAUUAUACAACAUCAAUUCUAGGCAGUCGUUAUGCGACAAGUCAAAAUAUUUCAGAAAAAGAUGUGGAUGAAAUAGCUAAACUUUGUGGAUGUGCACCGAACGCAUUUUGUAUAUUAAAUAAACAAGCUGAAUGUAUAUGUAAGCCAGGAUAUUUUGGUGAUGGUAGACAUACCUGUGAACCGAUUACACCGUUAACAGACGAAUGCGCUGAUUUAUGCGAUCCACAAGCUGUAUGCGUUGAACACUUGGGUGUUAGUAUGAAAAAGAAACAGUUAUUCAGUCAUAUGUGUAUCUGUCGUCCAGGAUUUAUUGGCGACGGUUUCUCUUGUAAAUCUGACUGCGUUGCACGUGAAUGUCAACCGUUCAGUAGGUGUAUACAUAAUAUACCAAAAGGCAUCACAGAAUGUGUUUGUAUCGAGGGUACAAUACUUUCUGGAACACGUUGUCAUUUAGAUGUCUAUAAAACGCUAGAACAAGAAAAAGAUUUACCCCAAUUCAUAUUAGAUCAUGACCAUUGUCUUUCAACAGAAACUCAGUCGGCUUUAAGAACACUAAAUCCACCAAAAUACUUCUACAUAUUUGUACCGUCCAAUAUUGUUCGAAGUUGUAAAGAUGUCAAAGAGCAUAUAGUUGUACGAUCGAAACCAAUAACAACCAGUGAACUGAAUGGAGCAACAGCUAAAUCACCGAUUAAACUUGUCACUGAAAAUAAUACUGUGAUUGAAAUUUAUCCAAUGAAUGGAACAUUGUCUAUCGAUGGAUUUAUAGCUCAAUUUGAAACUGUAAAAUUUGUCAACGGUGAAAUGUACUACUUAUCUGGUCCAUUAAAACGUACAGAGUAUGUAUAUAAGAUUGAAACUUAUAUUAUCAUCCUGGUAACUAUUUCGAUAUUGUUAAUAUGUGGUCUGAGUACAUUAGUGAUAUACAUAGGAAUACGAAAGUAUCGAACAAGAAGUAUGCAACAAUUUCAUCGUCUUCCAAGACAGGUGUUUGUACAUCGAGCAUUUUGGAAACAACAAUCUGAUGAUGUUCUGGUAGAGGAAACAGAAGACUGUCCUAAUUGA
Molecule: messenger RNA, 2541 nt
Organism: Trichobilharzia regenti
Lineage: Eukaryota; Metazoa; Platyhelminthes; Trematoda; Strigeidida; Schistosomatidae
Source: the annotation of a GenBank genome assembly